Molecule: messenger RNA, 402 nt
Organism: Diaporthe citri
Lineage: Eukaryota; Fungi; Ascomycota; Sordariomycetes; Diaporthales; Diaporthaceae
Exons: 6
Coding region: 1-402 (133 amino acids)
Biological process (GO): nucleotide metabolic process
Molecular function (GO): catalytic activity
Source: RefSeq, a predicted model, not a curated record
AUGGCAGCCUGUAUCUUCUGCAAGAUCAUCAAGGGCGAGAUCCCCUCCUUCAAGCUCUUCGAGAGCGAGAAGACGCUGGCCUUCAUGGAUAUCCAGCCCCUGAGCAAGGGUCAUGCUCUCAUCAUCCCCAAAUAUCACGGCGAGAAGCUGGCCGACAUCCCGGAUGAGCACCUGACCGAGCUCCUGCCCGUUGCGAAGAAGAUUGCUAUAGCGUCCGGCGCGGUCGACUACAACAUCCUGCAGAACAACGGCAAGAUCGCCCACCAGGAGGUUGGACACGUUCAUGUUCACAUUAUCCCCAAGCCAAACGAGACUGAAGGCCUAGGCAUCGGCUGGCCGACGCAGAAGCUAGAGAUGGAUGAGCUGAAGGCUCUCGCCGAGCAGAUCAAGAGCAAGGUGUAA